Sarcophilus harrisii (Tasmanian devil) is the source of this 1060-nucleotide messenger RNA. Its product is annotated as LIM/homeobox protein Lhx8-like. The annotation marks the transcript as partial. Gene Ontology annotation, biological process: neuron differentiation; forebrain neuron development; regulation of transcription by RNA polymerase II. The transcript is spliced from 6 exons. Lineage: Eukaryota; Metazoa; Chordata; Mammalia; Dasyuromorphia; Dasyuridae. The record is from RefSeq and is a predicted model, not a curated record. Gene Ontology annotation, cellular component: nucleus. Gene Ontology annotation, molecular function: RNA polymerase II transcription regulatory region sequence-specific DNA binding; DNA-binding transcription factor activity, RNA polymerase II-specific.
AUGGCGUGGAGCUCCGCGUCUGCCCAGCGGCCCCAGGCGAUUCGGCGGCAGAGCAGCCCCGUGGGGUGCCCAGGAACACGUCGGUUUCAGACUGAGGAGAAAAGCACGCCCGGAGUUCUGGGAUCUCACUGGAGGGAUGAAGUGGACGUGGGCGGCGGAGCUCGAGCUCAGGAUGUUGCCCUCUGUCUCCCAUGGUCAUGUCUGAAGAGUGCUGGCGACCUGCAGCCCUGGCGGCGGGAAGAACACUUGAAGGCCCAGGAGACGAGGGUGUGUAAGUGUAUGAAGCGGAGGCAGGACAGGGGAAGCCAGGAGCGAACAGCCCCCAGGGAGCUUCCUGAGGCAGGGAAGGUGAUUCCCAAGGCCGCUGCGGAGGAAGAGCCCUGCUCUUCCUCAGCUCUGCUGUCGCUGUCCUCCUCGUCCCUGCAGACCAUGGGCUCUGCCCCAGGGGAGGUCUAUUUGGUCUGCCAGGUGAUCCCCGAGGCCACCGUGGAGGAAGAUCCCUGCUCUUCCUCGGCCCUGUCUUCCGGGGCGCCCUCCUUCCUCCGCCAGGUGAUUCCCAAGACCGCAGUGGAAGAAGAUCCCUUCGGGAGGCCACUGGGGAGCAAGAUCCCUGCUCUUCCUCGUCCCUGCAGUCCAUGGCCUCCACCCCAGCUACCCCAGGUCAAGUGCGUGUGCAGUGGCUGCCGCCUGGAAAUCCUGGACAAAUACCUCCUCAAGGUGAAUGACAUGUACUGGCACAUGCAAUGCCUCUGCUGUAGCGUGUGCCAGACCUCCUUGGGAAAGCACGCCACCUGUUUCAUUAAAGAUAACACCAUUUUCUGCAAGAUUGAUUAUCUCAGGAAAUUUGGAACCUGCUGCUGUGGCUGUGGGAGGUACGUGUGCUCCAGCGAUUGGGUACAGAAGGCGCGGGGCUAUGUCUACCACUUGGCCUGCUUUGUUUGUUUCUCCUGCAAAAGACAGCUCAGUACUGGAGAUGAGUUUGCUUUGGUGGAAGAAAAAGUCCUUUGUAGAAUCCAUUAUGAUGGCUUGGAGGACAGUCUGAAGAGAGAAGCAGAAAAUG